CACAGAAGAAACCAAUUGGUUUUACUUAUAUUUUAUGUUUUUUGUUUUGCAGCUGGAGGAAUUCAACGGUCUUCUCGCUCACAAAUGCUCACCGUUCCUGAGGCUCUUCGUGUGCUCCGUGUACGUACCUCUAUGCUCCGAGGAUGUGCCCGGAGCCGUCCCGGCGUGUCGCGGUCUCUGCGAAGACGUGAGGAAGGAUUGCAUGCCCGCCUUGGAGGCCGCCGGACUCGUGUGGCCGUCGCAGCUCAACUGCUCCAGGUUUCCGGAACCGCCGGAUCUCUGCAUGCAGAAGCGAUCCGAGGAUGAAUUGUCUUCGAUGGUCGCUUUCGAGCCGUCCCUGCUACAUCAGCAGCGAAUCAAGGUGAAGCCCUGUCCACAGGACACCGUCCUCAUAGGCGACAGAUGCACGAAGAUCUGCGUCGAUGGACACGAAGAAGAUUUCGUUUUCGAGGUGUGGAUCGCAGUUUGGUCAAUCCUUUCAAUUAUGAUCGUGACAUUCGCCCUUCUCACCUUCGCAAUUCAACCGAAGAGAUUUCGUUGGCCCGCUCGACCCAUCCUCUACCUGACGAUCUGCGGCUUCGUUACCUCCCUGACGUACUUGGUCCGAUGGUUGGCAGGAUCGUUGACUUGCUCAGGUGGUGUAAAACCCUUCGACAAUUGGUUGUGCGUGAACGCCGCUCUUCUGGGCGCCUUCUGCGAUUGCGCCUACUGCCUCUGGUGGUGCACCUUCAGCUACGUGUGGUACUUGAGCGCAUCCAAAGAGUGGUCGACCGAGGCCAUCGAGAGGAUAGCGGCGCGUCUCCAUUCUAUAGUCUGGACCUUAUCCGUGUGUCCGAUUGUCUACGCGCUUGUCUUCAACGCGAUCGUGAGCAAUCCGUCGACAGGUUUCUGCGAGACGAGCAGCGACGUCGUGCUCUUCGUCGAACUAGGAAUCGUCAUCUGCGGUAUGGCGUUAUCUGUUUCCACCUCUUUGGCUUUGAGGAACGUGAAGAAGACGCUCGUCCAUGCGGGUAGAUCUCCGUACAAGCUGGAGAGACUCAUCUAUCGCCUGGGUCUCAUCAGCUUCGGCAUCUCCGUGCCUCUGCUGACGCAUCUGAUAGCGCACUACUUCGACUUGGAGUACAUCGCGGUCGGCGCGAAAUUCUCCAGCGUCAUCUUCUCGACGUUCUGGGUCUUCUCCUACAAGACCUUCAGGAGUUGGAACAAAGUUCUUCGACCGAACUUCACGCACAAGGGCCUCCGGCAGCAGUCACCCGUCACCAAGGUCUAAAAGAUCGUAAAGUCUCUCUACUUUUUUUUUGUUUUUCUUUACAUGAAAACAAAAGAAAAUAAAACAAACACUUCUCUCUACAAUCAAAUCGUGCCUUGAACCCUUCGGGUUUCACGACUCAUGUACAUACAACAUACUUUUGUGAUAUUAGUUUAGUAAAAAAAAACACCCUAAUCAUUAUUAUUUAACCAGUAUUAAAAAUAUUAUAGAUAUAUUAAAAAAAAAAAGAAAAAGCUUGCAGAGCGAAUGCAAUUCGUGCGACAAUCAGAACGAGCGUAUUUAUUUUGUAA
Molecule: messenger RNA, 1560 nt
Organism: Nicrophorus vespilloides
Lineage: Eukaryota; Metazoa; Arthropoda; Insecta; Coleoptera; Silphidae
Product: frizzled-10-like
Exons: 3
Coding region: 35-1270 (411 amino acids)
Biological process (GO): canonical Wnt signaling pathway; non-canonical Wnt signaling pathway
Cellular component (GO): plasma membrane
Molecular function (GO): Wnt receptor activity; Wnt-protein binding
Source: RefSeq, a predicted model, not a curated record